Recurvomyces mirabilis is the source of this 1362-nucleotide messenger RNA. RefSeq lists its product as uncharacterized. The transcript has 5 exons. Bases 1 to 1362 code for a protein of 453 amino acids. Gene Ontology annotation, molecular function: iron ion binding; monooxygenase activity; heme binding. NCBI's taxonomy places the organism in Eukaryota, Fungi, Ascomycota, Dothideomycetes, Mycosphaerellales, Teratosphaeriaceae. The record is from RefSeq and is a predicted model, not a curated record.
AUGGUCGUCUUGUCCAGUGAUACAGUUGUUAAAGAAGUGCUGGACAAGCAGAGUGCAGUUACGAACGCACGCGGUGAUCAUUAUCUCGGCCACGACAUCUUGAGCGGCGGUGAACGAAUGCUGCUAAUGCCGAAUGGGGAAAAGUGGCGCUUACAGAAGAAACUGAUGCAAAAGAUGUUGAACGUGAAUGUUGCUCAGAGUUACGAACCCUACAUUGUCCUCGAGGAGAAGGCCCUCCUUUUCGAUCUCCUCCGCAAUCCAAAGGACUUUUAUUUACACACGAAACGAAUCCGAACGCCCGACUUCAAUGACGGAAAGAUGAAACAAUUCCUCAUCGGACUUGACUAUUUUACCGAACUUAUGCAGACCGCUACAGCUGCAUUGGUUGACGUAUACCCAAUACUCCGUCGCGCUCCAAGCUUCAUACUUCCAGCGUUAGGAAAGGCAACAGCGUGGCACAAGGAAGAGACUGAAUUCUACCUCGGCCUAUGGCAUCAAACGAAACAGAGUUUGGAGCAAGGCACAGCAAAACCUUGUUUUGCUGUUGACAUUUUAAAGUGUCAGGACAAGGAACAAUUCACGGAUAAGUUCGGAGCGUACUUGGCUGGUGGGUCGAUGGAAGCUGGAACUGAUACGACCUCCAACACUCUAUACGGAUUUAUUCAGGCCAUGGUACUUUUUCCGGACGCCCAGAAGAAAGCCCAAGGCGAGCUGGACCGUGUUUUGGGGAACAAGUUCCCAGAACCUGCAGACGCUAAAAACCUUCCAUACAUCCGCGCAUGCGUUAAGGAGUCUCUACGCUGGAUGCCGACCGCUAUUAUUGGGGCUGCCCCGCAUGCUGCCUCAGAGAACUUCCAGUCCAUGGGUUACCACUUUCCAAAAGGCGCACUGCUGGUGAACAAUGUGUACAGCAUUCACUUUGAUCCAAAGCGAUACUCAGACCCAAAGACAUUCAACCCGGCUCGCUUUGUUGGCGAUGAUAUGACCUCCCAUGAGUCCGCUGUUCAGAGUGACGUAUCGAAACGAGAUCAUUUCGUCUUCGGAGCCGGCAGGCGUCUGUGCUCGGGCAUGCACGUCGCCGAUCGAGAACUCUUUGCUGCUAUCGCUGGACUUCUCUGGGCAUUCGACAUUACGCCCGCGAUUGAUGAAGGAACGGGAGAGCCGAUUCUACCCGACCAAAAUCUCUACACGCCUACAGUAGUCUGUCGACCACAAGAUUUCGUAGCUCGAAUCACGCCACGAUCUGCCGAGAGAGCCGCAGCCGUUGAAGCCCUAUGGAAGGAAGCUAGCCAGGUCUUAAACAGCAGUGGACAGUGGAAAGAAAUACCGAAGGGCAUGAAGUUCACCGAUGUUUUAGCUUGA